This is a messenger RNA of Nipponia nippon (crested ibis), 582 nucleotides long. NCBI's taxonomy places the organism in Eukaryota, Metazoa, Chordata, Aves, Pelecaniformes, Threskiornithidae. The record is from RefSeq and is a predicted model, not a curated record.
AUGCCGGGGCUCGUCGCGGUAGCGGCGCUGGAGAGGCAGAUCUUUGAUUUCCUGGGCUACCAGUGGGCACCCAUCCUGGCUAAUUUUUUACACAUCAUGGCCGUUAUUUUGGGUAUUUUUGGGACCAUCCAGUACAGAUCCAAAUACCUCAUGAUGUACGCGGUGUGGCUGGUGCUGUGGGUCGGCUGGAACGCCUUCAUCAUCUGCUUCUACCUGGAGGUCGGACGCCUGUCGCAGGACCGAGACUUCAUCAUGACCUUCAAUACCUCACUGCAUCGCUCGUGGUGGAUGGAGAACGGGCCAGGCUGCCUGGUGACGCCGGUGAUGAACUCCAACCUGGCGCCCGAGGAUCAUCACGUCAUCACCGUCAGCGGCUGCCUGCUCGACUACCAGUACAUCGAGGUAGUGAGCAGCGCCACGCAGAUAUUCCUGGCGCUCUUUGGCUUCGUCUACGCCUGCUACGUCAGCAAAGUGUUCCUGGAGGAAGAAGACAGCUUCGACUUCAUCGGUGGGUUUGACUCCUACGGCUACCAGGCGCCACAGAAGACGUCGCACCUACAGCUACAGCCGCUCUACACGUGA